GCACUGCCGGUGAACACAACUGAAAUGACACUUUGCAACUGAAUACCACCAGACGGCAACGACCAGAAGCGUCAAACCGGGUCAAACUAAAUUUGUAUUGAAAAUUUUGUGACGUGCCAAAUUCUAAAAGAAUGUCCACCAAAAGCAGAAACAGCAACGAGCUGUCCCCGUUCGCAUCCUGUUCGUCGGUGGCGCGCGCUCUCGGCGUCCACGGAUAUCAUAUCGGAGCCAAAAUCGGAAAAGGAUCGUUCUCCUCCGUUAGGCUGGCUAAAUGGAUCAGCAAAAAUCAAAAUGUGACAACCCUGGCCUGCAAGGUUAUCGACGUCGGUAAAGGAACCGAGGAAUUCGUUAAAAAGUUUUUUCCCCGGGAACUUAACGUGUUGAUGAAAAUUCGUCAUCCGCACAUCAUCAAGAUCCAUAGCAUUCUCAAGCGGGAACGGAUUGUUUUCAUCUUCAUGGAUUACGCCGAGGGCGGAGAUUUGCUCAAGUUUAUCAACAAGAACGGUCCACUGAAGGAAGUCCAAGCAAAAUUGUGGUUUGCUCAACUGGUCAGUGCUGUCCGGUAUCUACACUCGAUUGACAUAGCCCACCGGGAUCUUAAGUGCGAAAACAUUCUGCUUACUAAGAAAGGGGUCAUUCAGCUGGCAGAUUUUGGAUUUGCACGAGAAUGCGGUGAACAGCAUGGAAACUUUUCGGAGACAUACUGCGGAUCGGCAGCCUACGCCGCCCCGGAGGUGAUACUUGGUAAACCGUAUAACCCGAUGGCGGCGGACGUUUGGUCACUGGGAAUAAUAUUGUUCGUGAUGCUGAGUGCCGCCAUGCCCUUCGACGAUCGGAAUGUCAAAAAACUGGCCGAGGACCAUCAGAACCGCAAUUACCAGUUCGAGGAACCGCUGCUGAAGCAGUUGAGCGCGGCAGUCAUAAGAACGGUUUUCCAGUUGCUAAAUCCUGAUCCCGAUGAACGGGUGCCACUCAAUCGGAUUUUCGACUACAAAUGGAUCGAUGAAAACUCAGCAAAAGAUAGAAGGCGGAAACUGGCGGAUUUGUGUACGAAGAAAAGAAUUGUGGCUGGUUCUACCAAGAUUACUACCGGCUGUCGAUGUUGAAAGUAUCAUUCUGCAUAUAUUUUGAUGGAUUAAGUAAAUUAUAUUUUCAUUAACCGAA
Messenger RNA from Malaya genurostris, 1164 nucleotides. RefSeq names its product testis-specific serine/threonine-protein kinase 3-like. The record is from RefSeq and is a predicted model, not a curated record. Gene Ontology annotation, cellular component: cytoplasm. NCBI's taxonomy places the organism in Eukaryota, Metazoa, Arthropoda, Insecta, Diptera, Culicidae. The transcript has a single exon. Gene Ontology annotation, molecular function: tau-protein kinase activity; protein serine/threonine kinase activity; ATP binding. The coding region runs from base 132 to 1106 and encodes 324 amino acids. Gene Ontology annotation, biological process: microtubule cytoskeleton organization; protein phosphorylation; intracellular signal transduction.